Molecule: messenger RNA, 590 nt
Organism: Mandrillus leucophaeus (drill)
Lineage: Eukaryota; Metazoa; Chordata; Mammalia; Primates; Cercopithecidae
Product: E3 ubiquitin-protein ligase HECW1-like
Exons: 3
Coding region: 39-590 (183 amino acids)
Source: RefSeq, a predicted model, not a curated record
UCCCCAGGAAUUGAUGCGCGUACACGUGGUGGGUCAUUAUGCUGCUGCACCUGUGUAGUGUGAAGAAUCUGUACCAGAACAGGUUUUUAGGCCUGGCCGCCAUGGCGUCUCCUUCUAGAAACUCCCAGAGCCGACGCCGGUGCAAGGAGCCUCUCCGAUACAGCUACAAUCCGGACCAGUUCCACAACAUGGACCUCAGGGGCGGCCCCCAUGAUGGCGUCACCAUUCCCCGCUCCACCAGCGACACCGACCUGGUCACCUCGGACAGCCGCUCCACGCUCAUGGUCAGCAGCUCCUACUACUCCAUCGGGCACUCUCAGGACCUGGUCAUCCACUGGGACAUAAAGGAGGAAGUGGACGCUGGGGACUGGAUUGGCAUGUACCUCAUUGAAUCAGCUGUCAUGGAAAUUGAUGUGUUUACCCAAAAGUCAAGUUAUAAUUGCUGGAAGGCCACAAGAGUCAACAGAUUCAACACCAGGUCCAUCCGAGGCCAGGCCUUCUGCCUUCAGGCUGUGCUCUGCAACAUUUGCACAUUCAGACACACAACACCGGAUUUAACAUCACAGAAAGUAAUGGAUUAUUAUGAGUAG